GCUCAGACACACUGCCGGGCCACACAUACUGACCUGGCUAUCAUUAAGAGCGAUGACGAAAUGGUCCAACUGCAGAAUGAAGCACAGAGACAACAGUUCAGAUCCAGUGCUUGGAUUGGACUGUGGAACGACAUCAACAGCUGGCGCUGGUCCAUUGGAAAUGAGCCACUGGGAAAUCUGAUAAACUGGUAUCCAGGGGAACCGAACAAUGUGGGUGGACAUGAAGAGUGUGGUAUGAUAAAUGUGCUCGGUUUUUUUGACACAGACUGUGCUGGGAAAUUACCCUUCGUUUGCUUUGAUGCACGUAGAAGUGGCAGUGAGAGCUACAUUUACGUCUUGAAUCAGAUGACCUGGCCUGAAGCUCAGAGCUAUUGUAAACAGCACCACACAGACCUGGCCAGCGUUCCAGACAGAACAGUGUCCUCCAUUAUAAUGCCACUGAUCUCUGGGAACACUUACAUCGGUCUGUUCAGGGACUCCUGGAAGUGGACGGACCGAUCCAAUGUCUCAGUCAUCAGGUGGAUGACUGGACAGCCUGAUAAUGGAAAGGGUAAUGAAAACUGUGGUUAUUUGGAUAACGGUCAGGCUGCUGAUACACAGUGCUCAAUGACCAUGCCUUUCUUCUGUUACUCAGAAAUAAGAAAAAAAAUGCAAGUCAUAAGAGUGAAGGUCCAGUCCGGUCAGGAUGUGAACAAUCUGGACAUAAAGUCAGCCGUCGUUGAGCAGAUCAGACAGAAACUGAAGGAUCAUGGGAUGGCGGAGAACACCACAGUGAAGUGGAGAGAGCAACCAGAUGGAGAAGAGUUUUAUAAAGAGAAAGAGAGGAGUGUGAAGUAAAGUCACACACAGUGAGGGGUUUAUGAUAAAGUCCUGCUCUUUUUAAACAACAGUCCAUUACAUUCGUAUUGAUCUCAUCACUCACUUUAACUGAGAUUAUUGCAGAUAAGAACAUCAAAUAACAUUUAUAUAUAUAACAUGAUCUAUCUAUCUAUCUAUCUAUCUAUCUAUCUAUCUAUCUAUCUAUCUGUCUGUCUGUCU
Hemibagrus wyckioides is the source of this 1038-nucleotide messenger RNA. Its product is annotated as C-type mannose receptor 2-like. The record is from RefSeq and is a predicted model, not a curated record. The coding region runs from base 61 to 837 and encodes 258 amino acids. The transcript is spliced from 4 exons. Lineage: Eukaryota; Metazoa; Chordata; Actinopteri; Siluriformes; Bagridae.